Prunus mume (Japanese apricot) is the source of this 1330-nucleotide messenger RNA. The record is from RefSeq and is a predicted model, not a curated record. Lineage: Eukaryota; Viridiplantae; Streptophyta; Magnoliopsida; Rosales; Rosaceae.
UAUAGCUAAUCAAUUAAACACAUUGAAACUACAAUGAUCGAAUCUGUUCCUACUAGCCGUGGAAUUCAAGGAUAUUCAUAUACCUCUGUCACCCUAAAGAAAAUAGCUACAGUGAUACCUGCAAAGCUGCAGCGCCAGAAUUACUUUUUCUGGAAGCUACUUUUCGAGCAAAUCUUUAGUCGUUACAAGCUCAUGGGAAUUAUUAAUGGCAGCGAACCUUGUCCAGCUCAGUUCUUGACGGACAAGAAAGGAAAUGAUCUCACUGAUCAAAUUAAUCCAGCCUUUGAGAUUUGGCACGACAAGGAUCAGGCCAUGUUAACCUGGAUGAGGUCAACAUGUUCGGAACACGUCCUCCCAUUCACAGCAGGACUCGCUUCGUCGCGUGAGCUUUGGCUAAACCUCGAGAAGAGAUUUCAGGUUGUUGGCGUGUCCUCGGAGUACAGGAGAAACCUGGCGGCCGCUGCUUUAGCAACAACCGACAUUUGCGAUGCACAUCCUGACCUUCUGGCCAGUGGAGACCUGCGUCUUGUGCCGCAAGUGUUCCAGAAAUAUGGAAAAUGGCAGGCAUUCGCAGGCCCUGUCGUGACGCUGAAGGUGUUUGAGGACAAUACUUUGGUUAUAGAGCUUCUCUCCACGAAAGGCGAGGGUAGGGUUUUAGUGGUUGAUGGAGGAGGAAGCAUGCGACGUGCUGUCACCGGAGGGAUGCUGGCUCGGUCGGCUGAGAUUAUGGGAUGGGCUGGGAUUGUGAUAAAUGGUUGCGUGAGAGAUGUGGAUGAGAUCAAUGAAUGUGAGAUUGGGUUGAGAGCUUUGGCAACUUGUCCAGUGAGACCUAUCAAAAACGACUCUGGGUCUGGCCAAAAGCAUGUUCCUGUAAGUAUUGGAGGCGUCUUGAUUCAAGAGGGAGAAUGGUUGUACGCGGAUGGAGAUGGCAUCCUUGUCUCCUCAUCCGAACUGUCUAUUUGAACCCUAAUUAGUCAGUGCAUUGUUAAUGUAGGUUGCUUGUGAUGGUCACAGCUUAAAUUGCUGAGCCAAUAUACGGCAUUUGGAAUUUGAUGCAAAGUAAACUGUUUUCCUGCUUUGCUGUUGCUGGCCGGAUUGCGGCGGUUCUUCAAGUGUGAUGUGCAGUUCGUUUAGAGUUUGGUUGGUUUAUGUGCAACUUUUCUUUGGGCUAUGGGUUUUUUUUUCAGUGUAUUUUAAUUUGAUAAAGGAAGAUGCCAAAUCCGUCUCAAAGAUACCGGUCAACGAGACUUUGUGGGUUUUCUAAAGGCAGAGAUGCACACAGCCCCGACACUCCUGUCCUUUUGUUCCUUUUUUCUUUUUCAAUCCGUAC